This is a messenger RNA of Penicillium digitatum Pd1, 1848 nucleotides long. RefSeq names its product glycoside hydrolase family 3 protein. Lineage: Eukaryota; Fungi; Ascomycota; Eurotiomycetes; Eurotiales; Aspergillaceae. Gene Ontology annotation, biological process: glucan catabolic process. The record is from RefSeq and is a predicted model, not a curated record. Gene Ontology annotation, molecular function: beta-glucosidase activity.
AUGGCUAUGUCGUCUGCACAGGAUGACCUCAAAACCAGGUCAUCUCUUCCUUACUGGAACUCUUCUCUGCCUGUGGAAAGCAGAGUAGACGAUCUUUUAGGACGUAUGACUCUAGAGGAGAAGGCGGGCGUGAUGUUUCAUGACAUUCUUGCAAUGAGCUCAGGUGGGGCACUUGCGACUGAUGUGCCCAAACUGAAUCGCGACGGCGUCGAAAACGUGAUUUGUGAAAAGACGAUGAACCAUUUCAAUCUGCUGGGAAGCAUCGACGAUGCACGUACCAUGGCGGAGUGGCACAACGAAAUCCAGAUCUUGGCCCAGGAGACACGUCUUGGUAUACCAAUAACACUCAGUAGCGACCCACGAAAUCAUUUCACCAACAACAUCGGAACCGGGUUCCAAGCCGGAAAGUUCUCGCAAUGGCCGGAACCAUUGGGCCUAGCUGCUCUGAGGUCAUCGGCUCUCGUGGAGCGAUUCGCGGAUAUCAUCCGUCGCGAGUAUCUUGCGGUGGGAUUGCGACUAGCUCUUCACCCUCAGGUUGAUCUAGCGACGGAACCACGGUGGUCCCGCAUUGGUGGUGUAUUCGGCGAGGAUGCAGAGCUCUCAAGUGAGCUAGCCGUGGCUUACAUCCGAGGUCUUCAGGGCCCCGGACCCCUCGGUCCUUCCUCGGUAUCGGCCAUGACAAAACACUUCCCCGGUGGUGGCCCACAACUGGACGGAGAAGACCCUCAUUUUUCCUACGGUCGUGAACAGAUAUACCCUGGCGACAAUUGGGAGUACCAUCUCAGACCUUUCAAAGCCGCGAUUGACGCAGGGACGGCGCAAAUAAUGCCAUCUUAUGGCAUGCCGAUUGGUACAAAGUACGAUGAGGUUGGCUUUGCUUUCAAUCGGCAAAUCAUCACUGAUCUCCUAAGGAACGAACUCGGUUUCAAGGGUAUCAUUUGCACCGAUUGGGGCCUCGUCACAGAUGCAGUCGUCAGAGGCCAAGACAUGCCCGCUCGUGCCUGGGGCGUGGAACACCUUACUGAGAUCGAGAGAGUGCACCGUUUGAUUGAAGCCGGCUGUGAUCAACUAGGGGGCGAGUCUCGUCCAGAGUUGAUCGUGAAACUUGUCCAGGAUGGUAUUGUUCCCGAGUCCCGAAUCGAUGUCUCGGUUCGUCGCCUCCUGACCGAUAAAUUCCUCCAGGGGCUAUUCGAGAACCCCUUCGUGGACGUUGAGGCUGCUUCAGCUAUUGUAGGCUGUUCGGAGUUUUAUGAUGCCGGCCAGGAUGCACAACGCCGCUCUAUUACGUUACUGAAAAACACCAACGACCUCCUCCCAUUGGCGUCGGGCCUGAAACAGAAAGUUUACAUUGAAGGAAUUUCGCCAGACCUUGUUCGGACCAGGGGCUUGAUUGUUGUGGAAGCCUUGGAAGAGGCUGACUUUGCCCUACUACGCCUCCGAGCACCUGCUAAGCCACGUUCUGGAGGAUUUGAGGCGCACUUCCGUUCCGGGCCUAUCGAGUUCGAUGAUGAAGACAAGUUACGGCAAUCCAGCAUCUUCCGAGCCGUUCCUCUCACAAUAGUUGAUAUUCACAUGGAUCGUCCGGCAGCAAUACCUGAAAUUUCCAAAGCGGCCAACGCGUUAUUGGUCAACUACGGCGCCAGUGAUGAAGCACUCUUGGAUGUGCUUUUUGGUGUUGCCCAACCUGAAGGCAAGCUUCCUUUCGAUUUGCCCUUGUCAGAGGAAGCAGUGAGGUCAUCUCGCUCUGACAUGCCUUUCGAUACGAGAAACCCGAUCUUUCGCUUUGGAGAUGGACUACAAUACAAACCCUCGAGCUAUGCAUCACUGGCAGAGGAAGAAUCCCUGUAG